UUGAAAGGUCCUGCACGUCGGGGGGCGGCUGGGACAGAGCCCAGGGCGCGCGCCGAGUCAACCCCGGGUUCUCUCCUGCAGCCGCUGCCAUGACCGAGGGCUCCGACAAAGUUCCCAUCGCUCUGGUGGGGCCUGAAGACGUCGAGUUUUGCAGUCCCCCGGCGUACGCCACGGUGACGGUGAAGCCCUCCAGCCCCGCGCGGCUGCUCAAGGUUGGAGCGGUGGUGCUGAUUUCUGGGGCGGUGCUGCUGCUUUUUGGGGCCAUCGGGGCCUUCUACUUCUGGAAGGGGAGCGACAAUCACAUUUACAAUGUCCAUUAUACCAUGAGUAUCAAUGGGAAAUUACAAGAUGGGUCAAUGGAAAUAGAUGCCGGCAACAACGUGGAGACCUUUAAAAUGGGAAGUGGAGCUGAAGAAGCAAUUGAAGUUAAUGACUUCCAGAAUGGCAUCACAGGAAUCCGUUUUGCUGGAGGAGAGAAGUGCUACAUCAAAGCGCAGGUGAAGGCUCGAGUUCCUGAAGUGGGCACCGUGGUCAAACAGAGCAUCUCCUCUGAGCUGGAAGGGAAGAUCAUGCCGGUUAAAUAUGAAGAGAAUGCUCUGAUCUGGGUGGCCGUAGACCAGCCUGUGAAGGAUAGCAGCUUCCUGAGCGCCAAGGUCUUGGAGCUCUGUGGCGACCUGCCUAUUUUCUGGCUUAGACCCACAUAUCCGAAAGGAAUCCGGAGAGAAAGAAGAGAAUUGGUAAGAAAAAUUGUUACAACUGCCACAAGAAGACCCGCCGGUGGACCAAGGGGCAACCCAGGCUCUGGAGGAGCAAAUAAUGAGACCAGACCCAACGUUCAAGAGGACUCGGAGCCCUUCAACCCAGACAACCCUUACCACCAGCAGGAAGGGGAAGGAAUGACGUUCGACCCGAGACUGGAUCAUGAAGGAAUCUGCUGUAUAGAAUGUAGGCGGAGCUACACCCACUGUCAGAAGAUCUGUGAACCCCUGGGGGGUUACUACCCGUGGCCCUAUAAUUACCAAGGCUGCAGGUCCGCCUGCAGAAUUGUCAUGCCGUGCAGCUGGUGGGUGGCCCGCAUCCUGGGCAUGGUAUGAAAUCACUUCAUCUGCCAGGUGCUACAAAGUAAGAAUUAACUGAAAGACAAAGUAGCAGGAGGCAUCUUGAUACCAAAGUAUUUUAUACUCAAUCUGUUCGAUGCUAUUUGAGAAACUGUUAAAAGAAUUUCUCAAUUGCUUCACAGAAUUUUAUCCAGGCUGUGCAAACAUCCUGGAAGAGUGGUUUUAAACACAAAAAUGUCAUAAUAAUCCUAUUAUUGCUAUUAGUAUUUGCUUUGCUUUGCCAGUAAGGCCUACCUAGAAGACUACUAAGGUAUUCUGAAAUAAACGUGAAAAAAAUUACCUAAGAAUAUUUCUUUUUAGGGAUUGGAGCAAUAGCACAGCGGGUAGGGCAUUUGCCUUGCACAUGGCCGACCUGGGUUCGAUUCCCAGCAUCCCAUAUGGUUACCCGAGCACCGCCAGGGGUAGUUCCUGAGUGCAAAACCAGGAGCAACUCCUGAGCAUCGCUGGGUGUGACCCAAAAAGAAAAAAAAAGAAAAAGAAUAUUUCUUUUUAAAGAGCUCAAAUGUUUCCUUUUAACUCAGUCACUGACUGAAACAAUCACUUGUACAGAAUUCCUCAAUAAUUCUUGACCUUUACUGUUCCUCAGUCUUGCAAGUAACUGUAUCAUCCCCACCACUCCACUUCCAGAUACAAAAGACAAGCAGACAUACUCUGAGGAAACACUGAAUCGAGGUCCCAGAAUCGUGGCCCCUUGGAAAUUCCCCUGGGAUGCGCCUGCAUGUGACUGGCAGUCACUGCACUGAGCUAAGAGACACUUCCAGAAGAGCAUUAGAAUAAAGAGGGGAAUUGUACUGAAGAUAAAUUAGGCAGGUGAGAGGGGCUUUCAUUGACAUUCUCAAAGGCAGGCCUUCACAGCCUUUUCAAUCUCCUGGGCCAGCCACGCAGAAGGGAGAGCAACUCUAUCUUCCUAGUAGUGAUCAGGCUGCCACUG
Messenger RNA from Sorex araneus (European shrew), 2049 nucleotides. RefSeq names its product chondromodulin (gene CNMD). The coding region runs from base 90 to 1094 and encodes 334 amino acids. Lineage: Eukaryota; Metazoa; Chordata; Mammalia; Eulipotyphla; Soricidae. The record is from RefSeq and is a predicted model, not a curated record. The transcript has 7 exons. Gene Ontology annotation, biological process: negative regulation of angiogenesis; negative regulation of endothelial cell proliferation.